This is a messenger RNA of Salvelinus namaycush (lake trout), 1926 nucleotides long. Its product is annotated as protein QNR-71-like. Gene Ontology annotation, biological process: cell adhesion. NCBI's taxonomy places the organism in Eukaryota, Metazoa, Chordata, Actinopteri, Salmoniformes, Salmonidae. The coding region runs from base 1 to 1926 and encodes 641 amino acids. The record is from RefSeq and is a predicted model, not a curated record. The transcript is spliced from 12 exons. Gene Ontology annotation, molecular function: integrin binding.
AUGGGAGCUUUACAUUAUGUGUGUGUUCUGGCUUGCACUGUUUUCGUUUCUCAAGCAAAUGGACUCAAAACUUACCGGGACAUGUUCCCUCACAAGCAUUCAUUGUCGAUGAAGUUCCCGCCGAUCCCCGGUUGGAACCCAGACAGCAACCCGUGGGAUGACUAUAUCUACCCGCCCUUUGGUCCCAAGGAACUAACGCGGAGAAAAGGUAAGCCCGUCAAAGUGCGCCUGACCAGCGACAGUCCAGCAAUCAAAGGUUCUAUGGUGUCAUUCACUGCCAAGCUAGAGUACCCGCCAUGUCAGAAGGAGGACACCAACGGGGAGCUGGUGUGGGAUGAGCACUGUCCAGAUGCUAACAGUCAGCUUAAGACUGGCUAUGUUUUUAACUGGACCUCCUGGCUAGAUGACUACGGCUUUGGAAAGUGUACUGACCUGAAGAGAUGUAACGUCUUCCCAGACGGGAAACCCUUCCCUCAGAGCAACGACUGGAGACACAAGGGCUACGUCUACGUAUGGCACUCCAUGGGUCAGUACUCUGAGACGUGUGAUGGCUCCUCCUCCACCCUGACAGUGAACACCAGUGACAUCAUUCUGGGGGCGGAGCUGAUGGAGGUCAUGGUGUACAGGAAGCGCGAGCGCAGGAAGUACAGCCCCCUGGCCACCGACAAGGCCGUCUUCUUUGUCACAGACAAGAUCCCAGUGGCUGUGAAUAUUUCUCAGAAGGCAUCAGCCAACCUGUCGGACAGUGUAUUUGUGCGUGGCGAGGACGUUGUGUUCAGUGUGUCGGUUCACGACCCCAGUAACUACCUGAAGACCGCAGACGCCGUCGACUACAUCUGGGACUUCAAGGACGGCAACCAGCUGGUCACCCAUAGCAACAUAGCCACUCACUCCUACAGUGCGGUUGGAGAUGUCAACGUGAAGCUGAGGGUGGAGGCGACGUUCAAGAUCCCAUGUCCUCCGCCCACGCAAACUACAGCGGCCCACACACCUCCCCCUGGAACUCACUCCAUCACUCACAAAAUGGAGACAACCCAUGGUUUUGUGCCAGUCACCACUGCCAGACCCGCCUCCAACACACCUGUUCCUAUGACUACAGGCUUCCCGACGACAGAGCCCCUCCCCCCGACGGUUGCUGACGUGACCGUGGCGCUGUUCAACCCGAUACAACUUUUUGCCCAGUUCUUGCUAGCUGGCCCCACCCCCAUGUCCCUGCCCACUGGCCCUACCCCAAUGUCCCUGCCGGCUGGCCCCACCCCCAUGGCCCAGCUCCGCCACGCACAUCUGGCAGCCAAUGAUUGCUUCCGCUACUUCUAUGGAAACUUCCAGACCAACAUCACCAUUAUUGAACCCAAGCACUUAAUCAACAGCCAGCCAGCCAAUCGGAUCGUGGACGUGUCUGCUGCCAAGGUCACGAACACUGACAUAAGCUUCCUGGUCAAGUGCCUGGGCAGCACUCCCACCUCAGCCUGCACCAUCGUCUCGGACCCCUCUUGCCACCAGGUGAGGAACAUCGUGUGUGAAGACGUGCCCCCAUCGUCGGAGUGCAAGGUGCACCUGCGGAGGACCUUCCUGGAGCCAGGGACCUACUGUGUCAACAUCACCCUGGAGGACACCAGCAGUCUGGCCCUCACCACCACCACCACCAUCACCAUAAGCAACACUAACCCUGACACACCCGAGUCUAAAGCUCCUCAUGCUGCAGAGGUUGUCCUCUCCUCCAGUGCUAUUCUGGUAGCCAUCUUUGCCUUCACCGCCUUCAUAGUCUACAAGCGCUAUAAAGUCCACAAGCGAGUGAGGAGGUCCCUGGUGGAGGACGCCAGUGGCCAUGUUGGUGUUGGGGGUCGUAUGGGCCGGCUGAGGGAGGUAAUAUUCCCCACCAACGAGGAGAGGAGUCGCCUGCUGUCGGACAGACACCCCCUGUAG